This is a messenger RNA of Cantharellus anzutake, 2042 nucleotides long. Its product is annotated as kinase-like domain-containing protein. Lineage: Eukaryota; Fungi; Basidiomycota; Agaricomycetes; Cantharellales; Hydnaceae. The record is from RefSeq and is a predicted model, not a curated record. Gene Ontology annotation, biological process: protein phosphorylation. The coding region runs from base 392 to 1732 and encodes 446 amino acids. The transcript has 6 exons. Gene Ontology annotation, molecular function: protein kinase activity; ATP binding.
CCCCAUCCCAUGGACCUGCUAUCGAUCGUCGAUAACUGAUAAUAAAUGUUCUCGUCUACAGUGUCGAAGUAUAUACCCAGAAUUUUGAAAGGUGGGCAUAUUCAUAUUCAUUGAACCCAAGACACGCAGAAGACUAAGGCAGAGUUCCCCGCACAUCGUCACCAGCUACCUUAAAAGGGUCGAGAGGCACAUGAAGAAUUGGGCUCAAAUGGACUAUUGGGACCGUUUGCUCAAGAGGAACGUAAUGGCAAAAUCCAUCGCUGAGCAUCACAGAAAUAUCGAAGAAUUGUGGAAGACGUUCCAGGUAUGUAAUCUCGAAUGUAUUGUGGCGGUUCUGGAUUGUUGAAACCUCGCCCCCACCCUUUUCGCUUCAUUGCAGACGGCACUUCAGAUGCAGGGUCUUGCCGCAACCAUCGAGGUUCAUGGCUAUUUAAAUCUCUUGAGACAGGAAUUUGUAAGGGCCCAAAAAGCCGACAAGGAAGAGUACCGGGAGUCACUCAACAACGCAACAUUAACCGUGGCGACCGUGCAUCCUCGGCCAGAAGUCCCGUUCGAGCACCUCAACGACACCGACAGAGCGCGUGCCGACUUAGUACAGCAACUCAAAUUGCAAAACUCGUCCAACGCUCAGCUAUCUGAAUCUGAAUCUGAUCCUGAAUCUGAUCCUGAUAUUAAAGAGGCUCGUGCAAGAUUGAUUCGCGCACUUGAGGAAUACAAAGGCGAACACCCCCCUACGGGAAUAGACCCAUCGGAACUAACUGUUCCUGUCGAUGUGUACAAAGGCACCCAUGCAACCAUUUGCAAAGCAGUCAGAGCGGGAAAUGAACUUGCCAUCAAAAAAGUCAACAUGAUGGGCAGUGACAUGGUUGAGCAGAUCUACAAACGCAUCAACAGAGAGAGUAAAAUAUGGCAAAAACUCAAUCACCCUAAUGUCGUCACUUUCUUGGGCUGUAGUGGACCUAAAAACGACCUUCCCUUCAUGAUUAGUGAGUGGAUGCCGAACGGAAACGCUAGGUUAUACGCUCGUAAACACCGGGAAUGGAUGGAAAAUGGAACAGGACAAGAUGCUGAUUGUGUAAAAAUAGUGCGUGAUUUAUGCAUAGGCCUCAUUCAUCUACAUCUGAUGUGUGAUCUCACUUCUAAAGUGGUAUGUCCUGUUCCCGAGUUCUCGGGCGGAAGUGACUCUAUUCCUGAUGUCCGCCACAGCCUUGAUGUUGCUGAGGGAUUGGUUUAUCUCCACUCUCAAGGUGUUACCCACGGGGGGCUAAAAGCCAGUAACAUCCUCAUUGAUGCAGACCACAAAGCUCGUAUCACAGAUUUCGCCUUGGCAUCAAUCGCAGCCCAACUUCAGACAGGUAGCAGACCGCCUUCUAUGAGAUGGUCCGCACCCGAGGUGUUGGAAGGCGAACUCGGGGAACCGGGCGCAGAUAUCUAUUCAUUCGCAUGCACCAUCCUGGAGAUAAUAACGGAUGCUGACCCGUUUCAUCAUCAUACACAUCUGUACCGUCUCCAUCGCCUCGUCCGUGAGGGUCUCCGACCUGAUUUCCCGGAAUCCCCAGCGUCACGGGAUAGGGGCUUGCAAAAUCACUUGAGCCCACUUUGGAUUCUAAUGCAAGCGUGCUGGGCGCCAAGAGUGAAGGCAAGACCAGAGGCUGGAGAAGUGCGGAACAGAAUGGCGGACAUCUGGAUAUCAAGAGGUGGGCAGCCAUACCGGACGAAAAUACUUGAAUGAAGAGCACGCAAGCCGCCUGCUGGUCUGCAAGAAGUUGUGCGUUAAGUCUUUGUGAUUGUGGUGAUUGGUUCCCGUACAACACUCUGAUGAUGAAUGGCGUCAAAAUUCAAAACACAGUGCUAAGCGACGAGCGUUUAAUGAGCAAGAGAACGUCCAUGACUUGCCCACAAUCGCCACGUACGACGACAGCUUCUCCCCCGGAAGGUGGGAGAUCAGAAGGCGCAAAGCACACUGCUCUACAACCCAAAUCCAUGUAUCCUCGCAGGCUUCCCAAAAAUACCCAAAAUCCUGAACAUUAUAUCUGUCGGUC